Molecule: messenger RNA, 2136 nt
Organism: Ambispora gerdemannii
Lineage: Eukaryota; Fungi; Glomeromycota; Glomeromycetes; Archaeosporales; Ambisporaceae
Source: the annotation of a GenBank genome assembly
AUGGCUGAAAUACUUGGCAUCAUUGAAAGAGUUAUUUCAUUAGGACAACAAAUUGCCGAUCGCAUAGGAGCGUAUAAUGAAGCUAAAGCAAGUCUCAAGAGAUUGGAAAACAUUUUGGAAUUGCUUAAAGAGGUUGUCGUCACUAUCACUAAAUCUAACGUUGGUACAGCCAAAAUUGUCAUUAUCAGAGAUACACUCGUAGAUGCCCAGAAGGUUUACGUGAAGUAUGUUGAGAAACUAGAUGCAAAAGAGAACAUUCAUCGUAAGAAUUUGGCCACAGUUAAAAAGUUUGUUGGAAUAUACAAGGCCCCCAGUAUCCUAAUCGAGAUUGAAAAUACCAUCGUAAACGUUGAGCGCUAUCUUAAUAUCACCAAAAGCUCUAUGACGGAAUUGAGAGAGGCUCUUACCAACACAAUUGACCAAUUAGUGACAAGGCUUACAAAGGAAUGUCAGGAACUUCAAGAAAAGCUUGAUUGUUGUACACUUUCUAUUGAACCUUUUUUUGCAGGCUUGGGAAGCGACAAUCCCGAGGCUCUUUCAUUUUGGAAGGAUCGUUUCAGAUCUGCUGAGCUCAGCAUAUCAUCUAUUGCCCCAUACGAGUCUAUGUACGUAUCCUGGGCUCGGUUUGUUCACGAGCUCGAGGUAAACUUUCCGCUAAAGAAUAUUCCAACUGCAACUAAUGAGGCCUAUUUAGGAGACAUUGAUGCCAUACGCCAACAUGGUAACAGAUAUUACAUCGAUCAAACCAGAACGCGUAAUCUCAAAGACAUUCGACCACUUUGGCUUCCAGCCUUACGCAAAGCAUUGGAUCCACUACAUAGAGGCUACAUUAAACCACAUGAUUACUUCUCUUUCCUUGGUGGGGAAUCAUUGUCUAAGAAACUAAGGCAAGUCGUUCUCGAUAGCUGUGGAUACGGCAUUUUUGUGGAAUGCCAGCGAACAAGUAGUGAUAUCGCGUUGCCUUCUGAGAUAGAGAGUCCUGCCCAUGCCGUUGGUUGGAUGUCUGUUUGCCAAAUUAUUUCAGUACCAUCACCGGCGGAACUUGGCAUAUUCAUAUAUGACAAGGAUGACGAGGUUAUCAAGCCAAAUCUUGCCAAUCUAGUUAAAAACUUCACCUAUCCUAAAAACGACAUCUGGGUGUAUGUUCGCUAUCUCCAAACCGGCCAAAUUGAAAAAAAACUACUCUCGGAGAACGUGCGAAUGCUUGGUGGGCUCCGUAUUGGAAUUUCAAUCGCUAUCUGCUACGCUUUGGAAAAUGGUUCAUGUACUUGGAGUGACAGCCUUUCAAUCGUGGAACUUGAAGCUUGUGCUGGUGGUCGUUACAUUGUGACCGCUGGAUCGAAAGAAAAUACUAAUGUGUUUGUAACAAAACCGCCAAUCGGCUUUGGUCAGCCCGAUGACUCAGAAGAAACCAUUCUUCCGGAAUUUGAUUAUUGUCUUUUGGGACCCUCGACAAUUUUUGCGCAAGAACCUAAAGUUGGUGAGAAAAUUCAGAUCAAGGCGGAGGAGUACUGGUAUGAUUACAAAGUUACUGCAGUCAAUGGAGAAAAUGUAGAAUAUGUUGAUUGGUAUUCGACUUCUGACACAAACGAUAAUAUUUUGACUGAAGAUGAUGAAGAUGAUUCAAUAGGUUUCUCAUAUCAAUUUGAAGAUUUGAAAAAAGGUAACAGUAAAAGUUGGUGUCCGUGGACGCGUGGAGUGUCGAACUCGGAUAUCAGGCCUUACCGCUGCCUCCAUGUUGGUGAUCUUGUUGAGGCACCUGUCGUAUACCCAGACUAUCGCUUCCAUUACUAUGGCCUCGAAGAAUCACAGCUUUACCUCCCAGCUCGCAUUAUUGAUGUUCAGGGUGAUCAAUAUCUGGUCAAGUUUAGCCCCGCUGUCAUUGCUUACAAAUGGUGGCCUGGUCCAAAUGACAAAGAAUUUCCACGUGAACCAAAUGCCAAUGAGACUGUUAAGAAUCCAUUUGUUGGCGUACAGGUUAUGGUGAGCAUGGAUCGGGUUCGCCCUUAUGUUGGAGCUGGUCCACAUCCUGUUUUGGGUACACAAUCGAUAAGACCACAGAGCUAUUCAGCGUUUCAGGGCGCUCAAUUCACAGACCAACAACGGAUUGACGAAAAUAUCCUCUGGAAACAGUAA